This is a messenger RNA of Paramisgurnus dabryanus, 3031 nucleotides long. The record is from RefSeq and is a predicted model, not a curated record. NCBI's taxonomy places the organism in Eukaryota, Metazoa, Chordata, Actinopteri, Cypriniformes, Cobitidae.
GCGGAUCCUCAGUGGUUUUAUCUCUUGUCUCGGUGAAUUUUAGUGUUGAUGAUGAGAUGGAUGUGAUUUGCUGUAAAUCAGAAGAAACUGAAGAGUGUUUACAGGAUGAUGAAUCUACUGAUCAAACCUCCACAGAGUCUCUGGAUUCUGUCUGUAACGCUGGAGAAAAGCAGCAGAUCCUGCAGACCAAACUCAAGAUGUGUUCAGUCAAACUCAUCGACUGCACGAACCUCAUGAUGAAGAUCAAAACUGAACCUACAGAAAUAAAAACUAAAGCUACAGAAAUAAAAACUGAACUCACAGAAAUAAAAUCUGAAACUACAGAAAUAAAAACUGAACCCAAAGCAGAGGAAGAUCACAUUGAUGAAGACAAUCAUCAUGAUUUUAUUCCUUCAGAUGUGAAGAGUGAUUUAUGUUUGGAUGAAGAAAAAACGUCCUUAACAUCAGAAGAGCAACGGACAACACAAACUCUUUCCUGCAUCACCUGUGGAAAGACAUUCACCUCAAAGAGACAUUUAGAGAGACAUGAGAGAAAACACACAAAACAGAAACUCUUCACCAGAUCUGAGAUCAGCUUUACUACCUUACAAGAGAAGAAACUUCAUUCAGAAGAGCACACAGACAAGAAGAAGAAGAAGAAGUUGUUUCAGUGUCAGCAGUGCGGGAAGGUUUGUGUCUCUUCUUCUAGUCUGAACGUUCACAUGAGGACACACAGUGGUGAAAAAACUUUCAACUGCAGGGAAUGUGGCUAUUACUUCAGCAACAAAGGAAAUCUUGAUAUUCAUAAGAGAAUUCACACAGGUGAAAAAACAUACAAGUGUCCUCACUGUGAGAAGAGAUUCAGACAAAAAGGCUGUUUGAAGACACACAUGCGUUUACACACUAAAGAGAGACCGUAUCAGUGCAGUGAAUGUGGAAAAACAUUCAGCGAGUCAAGUUCAUUAAAAUCACACCAGAAUAUUCACUCUGAAGAGAAACUCCAUCAAUGUUCACACUGCGAUAAACGUUUCCGUCAUAAGUCUUAUCUGAUAGUCCAUGAGAGAAUUCACACUGGAGAGAAACCCUACGUCUGCUCUCAAUGUGGAAAGAGCUUCUCUAAUCCAGCUCAAUUUAGAGUUCAUCAGAGAGUUCACACUGGAGAAAAUCCUCAUCACUGUAGUUUCUGUGGGAAGAGUUUUAAACAGCAUAUCAAUUUAGUGACACACCAGAGAACUCAUACAGGUGAAAGACCUUACAAAUGCUCUCAGUGUGACAAGACUUUUACUCAGUCGGGUUCGUUAAAAACCCAUGAGAGAAGUCACACUGGAGAGAAACCUUACAUUUGUGCUUACUGUGGAAAGAGCUUCGCUAGGCCAUCUCAAGUCAUGGUUCAUCAGAGAGUUCACACCGGAGAGAAACCUCAUCAUUGUAAUGUCUGUGGGAAGAGUUUUAGUCAACAUGACAAUUUAAUGACACAUCAGAGAACUCAUACAGGUGAAAAACCUUACAAAUGCUCUCAGUGUGAGAAGACGUUUACUCAGUCAGGUCACUUAAAAAUCCAUGAGAGAGUUCACACUGGAGAGAAACCUUACAUCUGCUCUCAGUGUGGAAAGAACUUCUCUGAUCCAUCUCAUUUCAAAGUUCAUCUGAGACUUCACACCAGAGAAGAAACCUUAUCACUGUAGUGUUUGUGGAAGGGUUUUAAUCAACAAUCAAACUUUCAAUUGCACCAGAGAACUCAUACAGGUGAAAAACGUAAAAAAAUGCUCUCAGUGUGAGAAGACGUUUACUCGGUCAGUUUCCUUAAAAGCCCAUCAGAGAGUUCACACUAGAGAGAAACCUUACCUCUACAUCUGUGGAGAUAGAUUCGCUAAUGUAGGACCUUUUAAGACUCAUCAGAAGAAACAAAUUGAAGAUCAAACUACUCUGAAAUCAUUGUAGCUUUAUGUUUAUUUAGAAUGAGUUAAGUGAACUUUCAGGUCGAUUGGAAGCCAAAAACAUUGUGUGUGAGACAGUGAAUGUAGUUGUGUGUUUUGGGGGGAAAAAACCCAAAGAUUUUGUCUUGAAGAUUAAAUUAAAUGUUCUAACUUUACAGCAGUUUUUUAUAUUGUUGACUUCUAAGUCUGUCUAUAUCUUACAUAACUAUAUCAGUGGUGUAUAAAGACCUUUCAUAAUGAACUGUAUUGUUUUUAUUGCCUUAGAAUGAAUCGUUUUAUCUACAUACACAGCUGAUCCCCCUACAUGGUAGUUUCUGCCAUUUUGCUAUCUCAAUAAUGACAUUUUCAUCCUGUGGCAAACGCUUGUGAUUUUAAUCCAGAGAAACAAGCUUAUUUCAUAAGUAAAACCAUAGUUGCCAUAGUCUUCAAAUAUAAGAAAAGAGAGCACUUCUUAUCAUAAUGUUUUUAUUACACUUCCCAAACAAACAGCGCUCUGAGGAAGGUUGGGCUAAAGAUGGUCUGACCUGUGGUCAUUCUGUGCCUAAACUGCCUGCUUGCUUUUAUAUUGUUACUCAAACUAGAUAUGCUCUGAACGGGACGUCCAUGUAGUUCUCUAAGUUUAUGUAUAGCUCAACCAAUCAGAAUCAUGAAGUUUGACGUAAUGUUUUAUUAUCUCUGUUAGAGUACAAAUACUUCUGUAUUGUAAUGUGUAAGCAGAUCGGCCUGGGAACUUAUUGUUGAGUGUUGAAGCUGAAUUCUGCUGUGUGAACUGCAAAGAAGUCUCUUCAGUAAAAAAUUCUUCUAUAAACGUCAUCUCUGACUUCUGGUCUUUAUUUAUCAUCACAGAUAUACAGGUUUUAACUGCAUUUCCCCAACAGUUAAUGGUGGAGAAUGCGGGCAAUCAUUCUUUGGUGACAUUCCUGAUUAACCAGAAAAUAAGAUGGGAAGAUUUAAUUUAAUUUACAUUUUGGUUAGGGCUGUCUGGUAGAAGAGUUUAGGAGUUUGGGGUUCAAUUAGACGUGACUGAAAACACACCUUAAGGCCAGGGAAAGGCGGAUGUACAUGCGUGUAAAAAAAAGUGUAUACAUGGGUGUGCUCCAUUUUAUUUUGGAUGG